CUUCUGGAGAUCUUUUGGUCGAAGACAUCUUUGGAGUUGAUUCAGCUGAAUCAAUACUUUCUAUAGAAAGUGUCGAGCAGUGGAGUUCUCUCUUAAUGAAUCUUCGAGGCAUUAAAUCCACCACUGAUAUUAAGCUAGCUAAAUUCUUGGUGAGUGAAGGCGUCCUUGAAAAUGCAGAUGAACCACAUACGUUCAAAAUGACUUCCACUUUCAUGGAUUUGCUGGUUCGGAAAUUCGUUAUUCCUAUUUUAUAUCCAUACGCCCCAAAAACAACUGUUCUUCGGCGAAAUAAUGGUACCAUAGACACCCUGAAGGUCCUGUAUGAGGCUAUUAAUUUUUUUGACAAAGGUGUCCUUAAAGGGGCAUCCGAUUUAUCAUACAAAACAGCUCAUAUGAAAGUCGUUGGUCAAUGGCACUUGACUAAACCUCUUCCGAAUGGAGGAUAUGGACAUAAUUACUGCGACAUAGUAAUUAUGCCACCUAUCACAUGCCAGACUUCUCAUAACCAGCCAACUAUUAUUCUCGAACUGUUAUCAACAACGAAUAAAGAGUUAAGAGAACACUUUGAUCGAGUGCAAAUCAACUUUCGCAGGCGAGAAGUGGUCUGGCACGAUUUGGGCUUUACGACAGUUCGUACGGUUGCGUGCUUGUGGGCUGAGGAUUAUAAAAAGAUACAUGUCACUCGUACUGAGGAGUUUAAGAUGCAAUUUGCAGAUUAA
This is a messenger RNA of Funneliformis caledonium, 719 nucleotides long. NCBI's taxonomy places the organism in Eukaryota, Fungi, Glomeromycota, Glomeromycetes, Glomerales, Glomeraceae. The record is from the annotation of a GenBank genome assembly.